Messenger RNA from Cynoglossus semilaevis (tongue sole), 2418 nucleotides. RefSeq names its product metastasis associated 1 family, member 2 (gene mta2). Gene Ontology annotation, cellular component: NuRD complex; nucleoplasm. Gene Ontology annotation, biological process: negative regulation of transcription by RNA polymerase II. Lineage: Eukaryota; Metazoa; Chordata; Actinopteri; Pleuronectiformes; Cynoglossidae. The transcript is spliced from 18 exons. Bases 457 to 2418 code for a protein of 653 amino acids. Gene Ontology annotation, molecular function: chromatin binding; transcription corepressor activity; transcription coactivator activity. The record is from RefSeq and is a predicted model, not a curated record.
AAUGGUCGGCUGUCUCCGAAGAUGACGAUUAGCGCACGAACGCCGGGGGCCAGUGAGUACGUGUUUUCUCUGUGUGUGUGUAUGUGUGUGUGACUGAGUGUGUAGCGGAGGUGAAGAAGAGGAGGAUGAAGCUGGGAGCGGAGGAUGGGAGGAAGAGUGGAGUAAGAGACAGGCCAGCCGUGUGUGGAUGUGUGUGUGUUUGAGUGAGUAAGAGGAGAUCGUCUGAGGGACGGACGAAAACAAAGUCUCAUUUUGUGGGAUUAACCUUCUGGAACAUUGCAAACGGGAAACUUUCAACUUUUUACCCGGCACAGCUCGGCUUGUUGUGACCGGAGCCGGCUUUGUUUCACGGCGGGGGUGGCUGCGAUAAAUGAAGGAAUAAAAUAGAUCAGCAGCGACCAUUUUAUACCCAACCGGGGAAUACCCUGGGACCCUUCCGUCUGAAACUGCGAGAGAAUGGCGGCAAACAUGUACCGAGUGGGAGAUUACGUGUACUUCGAGAACUCCUCCAGCAACCCUUACCUGAUCCGCAGAAUAGAGGAACUGAACAAGACAGCCAAUGGGAAUGUGGAGGCCAAGGUUGUGUGUCUGUUCAGGAGGAGAGACAUUUCUGGCAAUCUCAACACCUUGGCUGACAGCAAUGCAAGGGAAUUCGAGGAGGAGUCGAAGCAGCCGGUGCUCUCGGAACAACAAAAACACCAGCUUAAGCACAGAGAGCUCUUCCUGUCUCGACAAUUUGAAUCUCUACCCGCAACUCACAUACGAGGGAAAUGUAAUGUCACCCUCCUCAACGAAACAGACAUUUUGGCUGGUUACCUGGAAAAGGAGGACUGUUUUUUCUACUCGCUGGUGUUUGACCCUGUCCAGAAGACACUCCUGGCAGAUCAGGGUGAGAUCCGCGUGGGCUCCAAAUACCAGGCGGAGAUCCCUGACAAGCUAGCCGAAGGUGAAUCGGAUAACCGGAUCCAAGAAAAGCUGGAGACCAAAGUGUGGGACCCCAACAACCAGCUCAAAGACCCGCAGAUUGACCAGUUCCUGGUGGUGGCGAGAGCUGUGGGGACCUUUGCCCGGGCCCUGGACUGCAGCAGCUCAAUUCGCCAGCCGAGCCUCCACAUGAGCGCGGCUGCAGCCUCCAGAGACAUCACACUGUUUCACGCCAUGGACACGUUGCAGAAGAACGACUACGACCUGGCCAAAGCCAUGUCCAACCUAGUCCCUCAGGGCGGUCCGGUCCUCUGCCGUGAUGAGAUGGAGGAGUGGAGCGCCUCGGAGGCCAUGUUGUUCGAGGAGGCUCUGGAGAAAUACGGCAAAGACUUCAAUGACAUUCGUCAGGACUUUUUACCUUGGAAGUCUCUAGCAAGUGUGGUGCAGUUCUACUACAUGUGGAAGACAACAGACCGCUACAUCCAGCAGAAACGACUUAAGGCGGCAGAGGCAGACAGUAAGCUGAAGCAGGUGUACAUCCCCACAUACACCAAACCAAACCCUAAUCAAAUUAUGGUGCCAGGCAGCAAGCCAGGAAUGAAUGGUGCUGCAGGCUUUCAGAAAGGGCUCAGCUGUGAAAGCUGCCACAAGGAUCCUAAUACCACUGACGGUCUGACUGUCCACCAUGUCCUUGCAGCGGCCCAGUCACCUCAGUGGUAUGCCUGGGGUCCUCCCAACAUGCAGUGUAGACUCUGCGCCUCCUGCUGGAUUUACUGGAAGAAGUAUGGGGGGUUGAAGACACCGACACAGCUAGAUGGUGGAGCUAGAGGUGGUUCUGAGUCCGGUCCCCGUGGUCACAUGACACGCCAGGAAGUCCAGGGCAUGUCGCCAUUUACCCGCAAUGAGGGUCGGGCAAAACUGCUGGCCAAAAACCGCCAGACGUUUAUCCUGCGCACCACCAAGCUGACCCGCGUUGCUCGGCGAGUGUGUGAAGACAUCCUGCAGCCUCGGCGCGCUGCACGGCGACCCUACGCUUCCAUCAACGCAAACGCUGUCAAGGCUGAGUGUAUCAUCAGGCUCCCCAAAGCCCCAAAAACUCCCGCAAAGAGCAAGGUGGUGCCUCGACAGUCACUAGCGGCUAUAGUGAAGGAUUUAGCUAUCUCGGCUCCACUGAAACUGAAGGCUUCCAGGGGACCUCCAACACCCAUCAACAGGAACCAGGCCAGCCAGCCCAGAGUGGGACAAAGCUUGCUGGGCAAGAGGGGGUUUGACAGCGAUCCUUGUGUCUCCCGCGAGUCAAAAAGUUUGCCCACGCCUGUGCUAGCAGCUAAUAAUGUUACGGCAUUGAGGAAACAUUUGACCCAAUCAGAGAUGCGUCGCGCAGCUAGAAAACCUCAUCUCCUCGUCCGGAUAAAGCUGCCGCCACCACCUCGUUCCCUGGCCAUGCCCCUGCUUCCUACCAGCACCAGCGAACCCAUCGUCUUGGAGGACUGA